GCAAGCUGGCUUCCUCAAUCGGCCGUCAGCACCAGUGGCACGACGGCAGAGGGAGAAUGCACAGCAACCGACACAGAACCUCGCGAAGUUGGACCAGGCCUUUUCAUGGGGUCCAAGCAAAGAUGUGCUGCGCGAGCACAACUCGAACGAUGAUGCAGGUGCCGUAUCCUUUCUGCGCAACGACGCCGGCAAGCCCACAGCGCGUUUCGAUGUUGGCGACAUUUGCGAAGUCGUCGGUGGUGCGUUAGUCCGUGCUUCGGAAGAGCUUGACAGUGACAAGAUUGGUCAGCUUGUGGAUGGGUGCCGAGCAGAAGUCGUGGAAGUAGGUUCAGGGCCUACUGGCAAGCGGAUCGCGAUCGAAGACACAGACGGCCUGAGAGGAUGGGUGAGUGUGGUGGCCACCACAGGCGAAACUCUCAUUCGAAUCGUCGAGAAGGAGCUGCGAGGCGAAGCUCGGGCAAAGAGGAUUGAAGCCGCUGCGAAAGCAGCACGGCACGACUGCAGCAAACCCACAGCGCGCUUUGAUGUUGGAGACGUUUGUGACGUCGUCGGAGGAGCGAUCAUGCGAGAGAGCGAGGAUCUGGAUAGCCGGCAGCUGGGGAAGCUGCAGAACAGAAGCCAAGUCAAGGUUGUGGAGAUUGGUACCGGACCAACAGGCAAACGUCUGCUGGUGACCGAUGACACAGGUCGUGCAGGUUGGAUAAGCGUGGUCUCUUCUGAUGGUACUCAACUCUUGCGCCCUGUGAAGACGCCGGAACUACCAUUGCCCGAGACUCCACAGGAGAUGCAGCUCAGCAAGCAGGUGACGCACGCGGUCGCCCCCCAAGUUCGCAAGGAGGUGCUCUCACAAGUGCUGGCCCCCGUCGUGGAACCCGCAGUCCUGGUCAGUUCCUCUCGAGCUCAGCGUGGUUUCGAUUUGGAAAUUUCUUACUUGGAGAGGGAACACAUGGAGCAGCUCUUGGCGGACAAGUUUGCAACCGAGGGUGUUCAGGAGCCAAGCUACGACCAUGUCAAGCUCCGCGACGCAAAGGGAAAAUGGUACAGGCCUGGCGAAGCACCGGAAGUGCCGACGCCCGACUUGUUUCCGAUCACACUCUACUACCGUCCUCCGAAGCCUGAGCAAUCUGCUGAAAUGGUCCUUGCCUUGCGCCAGCGAAAGGCAUACGAGGCCUUGACACCAACUCAACGCCGUGGUCUCUCAGAAGUGCAGCGCCAACUGGAGCGUGCCUACUCUUCAGAGAGCAACGACUUACUGGACCGAGCCAUGCGCCUCGCACAUUCCCUCGGCUUACCACUCGGGACUGCUGGGCUGCCUGUCUCCUUGAUGCCAGAGUCCGUUUGCUUCCCGAAAGGCAACGAGCCCUUGCUUUACGACGGGCAUCUUUACUCGAUGCAGUCAACAUCUAUGCUGGUCUUCGAUCCUCCAGACUUCAGCGUGCCCAUGGGAAUUUGGAAUGCACAGCGCCAGCGCGUGGAUCCCGCCGUCAUGCAGAAUGAUGAUGCUGGACGCACUGACAUCAUCCACUUCGGCAAGACCUUUCACAUGCUGGAACAGGGGCAUGUGAUCGAUCCCGAUUCUCAGCAGGUGGUUGGGAUGAUACGGCCCAUGACCGGUGACUUCGAGUUCUUUGAUCCCAUUCCUCUUCCUGUGGCUGACUUCAUGAUGAGGCGUGGCUUUCGGCUCGAGGCUCCUUCCGCGAGGCUCACCAACGGUCCUUUCGUGCAAAUCCUGCCCCAGGUGGAAGAUGACGAUGGAAUCCCAGAACUUCACUUGCAGAUGCAGGCUGCUGGCAAUGCAAAAGCGUUGAAGUAUGCCCCAAUUGAACAGCGUGGCAACAAAGACGUGAUGAUCCAAGCAAUGCGCCAGGGACAGGGCCCACAGAGUUGGAAGAUCAUGCUCUGUGGAACACAAGAGAUCCUAGAAGACCGGGAUGUUCUUUCCGAAGCAGUGAAGCAGGACUACUCUGCUAUGGCCUACGCGUCCAACUACUACAGUGACCGGAACUUCAUGCUGCAGGCGGUGCAGCAGCAUGGAGUGGCUUUACAAUAUGGCAGUGAGGAGAUCCGUGCAGAUCCAGACCUUGCAUACAUGGCUGUCAAGGCAAGCUGGCGGGCACUGGAAAACGUUUCGGAGAAGCUCCGCGGGUCGUCGCGCAUCGUCCGAGAGGCCGUGAAGCAGUGCUGGCAAGCCUUGGAGUACGCUUCAGAGGAGCUCCAGGAUGACAAGGACGUGGUCAACUUGGCCGUAAAGCAAACCUGGCGUGCGCUCCAGUUUGCCUCUGGUCGUCUGCGCGGCGAUGCGGCCUUUAUGUUGAAAGCAGUGGCCCAAAGUGUCGACGCACUGCAUUUUGCAAACGAUCUGCUUCUCGGCGAUGCCGACUUCAUGAAGCAGGCUGUGCAGCUUGACGGCAUGGCUCUUCGCUUUGCUGCAGAAGAUGUUGUCGACCGGGAUUUGGUUCUGCAGGCUGUGAGGACAAAUUGGCAUGCACUUCAGCAUGCCCCUGAUGUGCUACGUGCAGACAGGGCAGUGGUUCUGGAGGCCGUCCGGCAGCAUCAUUCUGCGUUGAAGCUGGCAUCUCCCGAUGCGCUACUGGAUGAGGAGCUGAUCUUUGAGGCAGCCAGGCGGCGACCAGACUUGCUGCGCAGCUUGCCAGAUGAGCCUCGAUCCAGCAGAGGUCUCAUGAUGCGAAUGGUCAAGUUGCACCCGAUGUCGCUUCAAUAUGCUGCAGACAGAACCCGCCGCGAUGAGGAAAUAGUCCUGGAGGCUUUGCGGCGGAACUGGAGAAGCUUUCAAUUUGCUGCGUCGGAGCUGAAGUCAUCGCAGCGGUUCCUACUGCAGGCUGUGCAGCUCGACGCUCUGGUUCUAUCCCUGGCUGAUGAGGAACUUCAGAAGGAUCCGCAGAUCGUGUGCGAAGCUGUGGAACGGGAGUGGGAAAUGCUUCAGCAUGUCUCCGAGGAGCUUCGGGGCAAUCGCACCUUCAUGAUGGAAGCUGUGGGCAUCGAAGGCAUGUCGCUGAAGUAUGCCUCAGCAGAAUUGAGCCACGAUCGUGAACUCGUCCUGGCAGCAAUUGCUAAUUCUGGGCAAGCGCUGGAGUUUGCGGCUCAGGAGCUCCGCUCCGAUCCCGAGAUGGUUCUCAUGGCCAUUCGCCAGGACUUUGAGGCCGUUUGCCACGCUGAUGAAGCUUUGGCUGGCGACUUCUCGUUUAUGUUUAGAGCAGUUCGAGUUGAUGGACGUGCCUUGAAAGGUGCAACAAUCGAGCUGCAAGCUGAUCCAGACUUGGUCUUGGCAGCCGUGCAGCAAAACUGGCGAUCGCUAGGCUACGCCAACAGGGCUCUGCGUGCAAACCUGGACUUCAUGCUGCAAGCAGUAGGCGUGGAUGGCUUUGCCCUGGCCAUGGCGGCUGAGGAGCUAUGGAUGCAUCCACAGCUUCUUGCAGCUGCAGCGCAGGAUCGUGACUGCCCGCAGGAUUCUGCAAGCCAUGAGGAGCAUGAACCUGAAGUUGGAACCGAUCUGCGGCAACUACUGCGGCAAGCUCGGCCCAAUUGGUCGGAAGCAGACUUGCAGUCAGCGGAGCAGAAGCUGUCUGUCAUCGGUGUCACGACAGUACCGCUUCUUGCACAGGCUUCUGCAAGCGAUCUGAACGGUCGUUUGCGUGCAGCCGGCCAGAAGAUUUUCACGGCCACGACGGUGAUGGAGCUGAAGGCACGGUCGGCAGCAUCCAUGGCUGCUGCGGCUGCUGCAGAUGCUGAAGCUGUGGCAGCCGUCACGCUCGCGCAGCGCCCGAAAAAGUCGAAGACCGGUCUGAGGCCGAACGCCCGGUUGACGUUCUGA
Symbiodinium sp. CCMP2456 is the source of this 3832-nucleotide messenger RNA. Lineage: Eukaryota; Dinophyceae; Suessiales; Symbiodiniaceae. The record is from the annotation of a GenBank genome assembly.